AUGGGUGUGGUCGACAUAUUGCAGGGACUGGAAUGUGACCAGGUUCUGAGACCAAUAAAUCUGAGGGUCAUGCGCCUGCAGCCAAGCCAAACCGAGGACCACAAGGAAAUGCAGGCCCAAAGCAAUAUAAAAUUGGAUGGUCUCUUCCUGCUUCCCGAGGACCAGGCACAAGGACUGCAUGGCGGCCUUGAUAGGCCCAGACAGAAGCACCCAGCCAUCAAUGGUCUUGACCCGCAUUGGUGGGUCCACCGGACAAAGAGGGACGGCGUACUUAGUAGCAAACAUCACGUCCAUAAAGUUCGUGGUAGCCCCAGAAUUGACCAAGAUGUUGAACUACGUAGCAUUCCUCCAGAAUCCCUUUCUGGAUAUGUCCUGAGUGAAAAGACCACAGCCACUGGAGAACAGUUCCUCAGGGAUGUAUCUGUGAUUUUUCACCCACAUGCUUUUCCCCAGAUGCCUGUCCUCACAUGGAGUCCUGAAGGAGUUCACCAUCCCCCAGAGAAGAGGAUACUUCUCACUGUAAUUUUAACCAUCCUGAUCUUUGAGACCUGUUCUGCUACUUCUUCAGUGACUUCCUUUGAUGUAAACAGGCUGAAGCCACAUGAAAGAGAGCUUGCAUCAGAAAAGGAUAUAGGCGUCAGAGAUGGGAAUGGGGUUGUUUCAGCCCUAUGGAUGAUGGACCUCCUGCUUCUGUUCCUGAUGCUGCUGGUGUCUCAGCCAGUCUCUGGGAAGCUGAGGAUGAAAUGCCCGCUGAGUUUCGAACACCAGGAGGAAAAAAACCCAUGGAGCUGUUAUAGACCAGGAGAUUAUCUUAUUGGCGUGGUGACCACUGCAACAAAAGAAUUGCGUAUAACGUUGCCUUUUAACACGGCUCCUUAUAUUCAAUUUGAUUCUACAUCUUCUGAUCACUCUAGAAUUCUACGCUUCAUUUUCACAACUGAACUUGUCAACAAGAAUGCCCAGCUCCUACAAAACCUCACACUGGGCUACAACAUCCAUGACAACUAUUUGAACCCACUUGGCACUUCAGAUGCCUUGCUGGACGUGCUUUCUACUGGAGAUGCCAAUGUUCCCAACUAUGGCUGUGGAAAGAAUGACCACCUUUUGGCUCUUCUCGAUGGAGCUGACAGGGACAUCUCCAUCCAGAUGUCAACAUUAAUAGGCACCUACAAAAUUCCACAGUGGAAUGAAAAGACAAAUGAUGAUUCCUUUGAACCAGAUCUUUUUGUGGAACCACAGUUUGGAGAACAGUCUUUUAGCUGUUCUUUUUCAAAGCAUGUCUUUUCUGUCAAAGGCCGGAGAAGGUGCAUGCAGAAAGCACCUCUGGAGACCAAAGAGGAAAGGAACAGCAUCUGGGUCCGAUAUACUCGCCAUGUUUACAGUUUUGUUAAUACUCUGGCCCACACCUUGAAUGCUGCAUAUUCCUCCAUUUCCAGGAGAGGAAGGAAAGAAGAGAGGUUGAGGGCUUCAAGGUUGCAGCCAUGGCAGUUCCACCCCUUUCUGGAGAAGAAUGAGUUUUGCAAUCUUUCCCAGCGGAAACUGUACUUGGACCAAAAUGGAGACGUAGCGGCAGAUCUGAACAUCAUGAGUUGUGUCGUUCUCCCACAGAUGGAUGUCACUGUGGAGCAAUUGGGGUCUUUUGAAAGACAGAAACUUAUUCUUAACCAAGAUCAUCUGUCCCACCUAAAAUUGUUAAACAAGAUUGUCAAAGCCAACAACCGAGACCUCUCCUACAUACUUUUGAUCUCCCUCUUGUUUUGCUUCUUGUCCUCCUUUCUCUUCAUUGGUCAACCAAGGAAAGUCACCUGCCUUCUCCGACAAACGGUGUUCAGCAUUGUUUUCUCAGUAGCCGUGUCUUCUCUGUUGGCCAAAACGAUCACAGUAGUGCUGGCUUUCCUGGCCACAAAACCAGGGAACAGGGUGAAGAGAUGGUUAGGGAAGAGCUUGGCCAACUCCAUCAUCCUUUCUUGUUCCAUUGUCCAAAUUACCAUCUGCUCCAUCUGGCUGGGAGUUUCUCCCCCAUUCCCUGAGUCUGACCUGUACUCCCAGCCUCGACAGAUUGUCCUUCAGUGCAAUGAAGGAUCUGUUACCAUGUUUUAUGUUGUCCUUGGCUACAUGGGUUUCCUAGCUGCCAUUUGCUUCAUAGUUGCUUUCCUGGCCAGAAAUCUGCCUGGAGCCUUCAAUGAAGCCAAGUUGAUCACCUUCAGCAUGCUGAUCUUCUGCAGUGUUUGGGUCUCCUUCCUGCCCACCUACCUUAACUUUAGUACUAUGAUGGACGGAAUUCGCCAUGUCCAUUUUGCACUUGAAGGUCUGCCACAACCCAUUGAAGGGAAAAUCUGGAUCAUCACACUUUUUGGACAGUUGCCAGUAAGAAAACAUAGACUUUACGAAUACGUUCAUAGUAUUUGGCGCUUUUAUAUACAGGAAAGAGGGUAUGAAGAUACCUUUCAAGAAUUUAUCUUUGUGGAACCACAAUUUCAAAACCGUUCUUUUCACUGUUCUUUUUCAAAGCACACCCUUUCUGUUAAAGUCCGAAGAAGAUGCACACAGAAAGAGCCACUGGAAACAGAAGAGAAAAGAGGCAGUCAUGAGUACAAAAUUGACCACCGUGCUUAUAGUGUCAUUAAGACUCUGGCCUAUGCCUUGAAUGCUGCAUAUUCCUCCAGAUUCAAGAGGAGAAGGAAGAAGAGGUUGGUGGCUUCAAGACUUCAGCCAUGGCAGCUUCAUCCAUUUCUGAAGAAGAAUGCAUUUUGCAAUUUUUCUGAGAUGAAAAUGUAUUUGGACCAAAAUGGAGAUCUGAUAGCAGAUCUGAAUAUUAUGAGCUUGGUGGUUUUCCCCGAUGAGAGUAACUAUGAAGAGCAAAUGGGAAGUUUUGAAAGGCAGAGGCUUAUCAUCAGCCAAGAGAGUCUUUCUUUGCUAAAGUGGUACGACAAGAAUCUCAACAUCUUAGAUCUAGAAUCUCAAGAAUAUCUGCUGCUUCAUCCCUUUCUGAAGAAGAAUGCAUUUUGCAAUUUUUCUGAGAUGAAAAUGUAUUUGGACCAAAAUGGAGAUCUGAUAGCAGAUCUGCAUAUAACGAGCUUGGUGGUUUUCCCUGAUGAGAGUAACUAUGAAGAGCAAAUGGGAAGUUUUGAAAGGCAGAGGCUUAUCAUCAGCCAAGACAGUCUUUCCUUGCUAAAGUGGUACGACAAGCUUCAAGGCAGCCAUAAUGGCUGCCUUGUCUUUGUCUUUGGUAAAGAGGGAACAAACUCUGGGAUCAGCAUGAGAGCCGCCGCUCUCCGUGACCUGCAGGAUGCCCCUCCUUUCUAUGUCACCCCUACAGGGUGA
Molecule: messenger RNA, 3324 nt
Organism: Thamnophis sirtalis
Lineage: Eukaryota; Metazoa; Chordata; Lepidosauria; Squamata; Natricidae
Source: RefSeq, a predicted model, not a curated record